Corticium candelabrum is the source of this 555-nucleotide messenger RNA. RefSeq names its product transcription initiation factor TFIID subunit 6-like. Gene Ontology annotation, cellular component: SLIK (SAGA-like) complex; transcription factor TFIID complex; SAGA complex. Gene Ontology annotation, biological process: transcription initiation at RNA polymerase II promoter; RNA polymerase II preinitiation complex assembly. The transcript is spliced from 5 exons. Gene Ontology annotation, molecular function: protein heterodimerization activity; RNA polymerase II general transcription initiation factor activity; transcription coactivator activity. NCBI's taxonomy places the organism in Eukaryota, Metazoa, Porifera, Homoscleromorpha, Homosclerophorida, Plakinidae. The record is from RefSeq and is a predicted model, not a curated record. The coding region runs from base 12 to 482 and encodes 156 amino acids.
GCAACUCGACAAUGGCUGCUGUAGAUGCGGUCGAUUUUGAUAGUGUUGAGCCGCGUGUUGGAGUCGAAUCUGUGCGUAGUACAGCGGAAUCUGUAGGCAUAGUAAGUCUGGACGACAACUUGGCGCAUACACUUGCUGACGAUACCACUUUCAAAGUAAAGUACAUAAUCCAGGAAUCGUCCAAAUUCAGCUUACAUGCUAAACGACAGAAAAUGACUGCUGACGAUUUUGAUCGAGCUUUGAAACAAUGCAACUUAGAGCCUUUAUAUGGUUUUCGUGCUGGAGAGUUUAUUCCUUUCCGAUGUGCCAGUGGUGGUGGCCGUGAGGUGCACUUUCUGGAUGAUCACGAGGUUGAGCUUAGUGAUAUCAUCAGCACACCACUACCCAAACUCCCAAUUGAUGUUACUGUAAAAGCACACUGGCUGGCUGUUGAUGGCAUUCAACCUGCAAUCCCAGAAAAUCCUCCACCUGACUGGAAGUGAGAAUGGCUUUAUGGACAAUUUGACAGGUGCUUUGCAAGUACUCCUGAAGGAGCAAUAGAAUGUACAGUCAAUG